GAUCAGGAACUUGAAAUAGAGAUAGUAGAUAUCCCUCUCCUCCAAGACAUCUCAACAUCAUGACUCCACAAUCUUCUCUCCCGCUCCUAACGACCCUCAAUGGAACAGAAUCAUCCUCCAUCCAGCUCCAGCUCCAGCACAAGCUCCAUCCCUCUCUUCCCAGCAACCUGCCUCAUCCUCUCCUUCAUCUUCUGCCUCUACCGCCUCCGAGCCUCCAUUGCUACCUGCUAUCGUCAUUUCCGACGACAACACAACCAUUACACGCCACUCGCACCCGAAGAUCGAACCCCCCCACCUCCCACCUCCUCAUUAUCAUCCGUGUUAUCAUCUCCCGCAGCCCUCUCCUUUGCCCAGGAAGCAGUCGCAAUUCCAGCUACCCCGUUGAGCAAGUACUUCGAUCCGCAGACUAAUCUACUUUACGACUAUGUGCUUGAGCGGAGGGUCUCCCCGUCUUUGCCGGUGUGGGAGGACGAGGUGAAGAUGAAGCAAGGGUGGGAGGGGGAUGAAGAAGCAGCAGGCGAAGAAGAAGAAGGGGGAUUAGGGCAGGCUGGGGAUAGUGAUGGCACUGGCACUGGCAUUGACCACCCCCCAGAGAUCGGGAUGAAGUGGUUUGAUGGCCUGGUUGAGCGCGUGGUGAGGUACUAUGAGGGGUUGGUUUGGGGGUAA
Messenger RNA from Aspergillus saccharolyticus JOP 1030-1, 666 nucleotides. RefSeq lists its product as uncharacterized. The transcript is spliced from 2 exons. The coding region runs from base 100 to 666 and encodes 188 amino acids. The record is from RefSeq and is a predicted model, not a curated record. NCBI's taxonomy places the organism in Eukaryota, Fungi, Ascomycota, Eurotiomycetes, Eurotiales, Aspergillaceae.